AACAAAGCUGGAGAACAAGGGACGUUGGGGGGAAACAGGGGAAUAAAGGUCCACGGAGGAGGAGAGUGACACGCAGGACGCCCCCCGCAUCAUUUCACCUGGACACUCGGAGAAAGGAUUGGAGGAUUGAGGGAGGCAGAGAGGAGCCAAGGUGACAGUAAACAGGGCGAACGCACACAGGACAGGAUUUGCUUUUAUUUCUUCUUCAUGGUGGUUCGGACACUCGUAGUAUGUAUGAGAAGUUAACCAUGCUGAACCUGCAGAGCGGCUCGAACUGGAGUGGGCCCAACAACUGGUACCAUGACCCCACCGGCGUUCAGACGCAACACAGCACAGUGUCUGAGGGCUGUCUGCUGGACACGGAGGGCAGCCUGGGUGAGGCCGGGGGAGGAGGAGCGGGCCGAGGGGGAGGAGUGCCCGUGGAGCGGGACGACGGCGAGGAGUCUCAGCUGAGGCUGCAGCUCAAGAGGAAGCUGCAGAGGAACAGGACCAGCUUCACACAGGAGCAGAUCGAGGCUUUGGAGAAAGAGUUUGAAAGGACACAUUAUCCAGAUGUGUUUGCGAGGGAGAGAUUGGCGAACAAGAUUGAUUUACCCGAGGCCAGGAUACAGGUGUGGUUUUCAAACCGAAGAGCCAAGUGGAGGAGGGAGGAGAAGCUGCGCAACCAAAGGAGGUCAGGCGGCGUGACUUCGUGUUCGCAGAGCCAAGCCCCUCUGAGCACUUCGUUCAACACGUCCGUGUAUCACCAGCAGCACGGCAGCAGUUCAGGGUCCAUGUUGAGUCAGGCUGAGUCGUCCCUGCCCAGCUACAGCUCGCUGUCAGUUUUCUCAUCUGGAGUCCAGUCGAUUCCUCCUCAGUCGGCCUCCUCCUACUCCUGCAUGUUACCUCCAUCUCCCUCUGCACCGCGCAGCUUUGACUCCUCGGCGUACUCCUCCCCUCACCUGCAGACUCCGCCUUCCGCCAACUCCAACACAGGCCUCAUAUCUCCUGGAGUGUCAGUGCCAGUCCAGGUCCCAGGAACCGAGCCGCAGAGCAUGAGUCAGAACCUGGGUCAAUACUGGGCCAGAUUACAGUGAGCAACAGACAAUCGCUGCGUAGCAGAAGAAGAAGGGGAAAAAAAGGGCAUGUAAAAAAAAAAAGUGGCAAGAAAACAGGUUUUAAGGAAGCACAGGGCUGAGCUACAGAGGGGCCUCGAUGGGUUGCAGAGCCCGAAAUGCAUUAAAUGUUUACAAAUCCAGCCAAGAGCAGCUUUGGUUGCACUUAACAGUACUCUGGUCAUACUGGUGUUGUCUUAGUAUUAUCAGGUCGCACUUUUGUUUUAUUUUUUCUUUGGAUAGUGUGUUAAUUAUUAUAGGGCUGUAGUCAGGAUUAGGAAUAGGAUCCGUCUGAGGUGUGUUUAGGAUUAAAAUGGGAUUAGAAUCAGGCUGAAGUCAGGGUUUGAUAUUUGUGGAGAUGCAGCAAGCUGAACUUUUUCAUCACGUAUAGUUGAGAAUUAGCAUUGGACCCUUUGCAAUUUAUUGUGCCACGUAUUUUGGCUAUUAAUUUUAUAAGCUUAGUGGUUUAAAAAAAAACAAAAAAAACACAGGAACUGACUGGGUACAUGUCUGACUAAAUGUCAGAACUCUAGUGGAGUUUCAAUUCUUUUUUUAAGUCCAAAUUUUACACACAUUUUAGCUUUUAUUUUUGUAAGUUUAAGUUUGAAAUCCACCUAAAAACAGGAUGAAAGACUGGAUACAUGUCUGAGUAAACACCAGACUCGAGCAAGUGAAAUUUUGAAUUCAAUUAUUUUUUUGUUUUGUUUUUUGUGCAAAUUUUACACACAUGUUGGCUUUUAUUUUUAGAAGUUUAAAUUACAAUAUCAAAAUAGUGGGAGAAAAAAACUGGAUACAAAUCUGUCUAAACACCAAAACUCUAGUAAGUUAGUUUCACUUUGUUUUUAGUAUAAAUUUUACACACAUUUUGGCUUUUAUUUUUAUAAAUUUUAUGAUUGAAAAGCCAAGAAACCCCGUCGAAAAUAGAACAUAAGACAGAAUGCGAGUCUAAAUAUCAAAACUUUUGAGGUUCAAUUCUUUCUUUUUUUUAAAAUAUACUUUUUGUCAAAGAUGUGAUAAAAGACUGCUGAUUACCUUCAAUUUCUCCCAAGUUAUUGUAGGACAUAAAUUGUAAACAGCAGCUUUUCAAAUAUCAAACAUGAAAAUGAGAUUUUGACUCCUAUAUUCAGUCUAAACGACAGACUUAAAAUCAUAAUUCUGUCGCACAAAAAUGCCUCAAUAAGUGAUUCUGUAGUACUGAGUAAGUGCCAGCAGAUGCCAGGUGUAUUGUGAAGUGUAACCACAGUUUCUUGUUACUUGAGCAGCUCAAUGAUAUUGUGAUAGUUAGCCUGUUCCCUGAGCAAAAGCUGUGUGAGGCUACUGUGAAGAUUUUAGACUUGCUUAUGGCAAUCACUUGUACUAAAACUAAAAAAAAGAACAAAAAACAUACCAUAAAAAGUGUAAAUCCUGCCUCUCCUGCCAGCAACGUUACACUCAGACUGCAUAUUUUUGUACAGACAUCUGUGUAUGAUGAAGAAAACUGUGGAAUAUUGUCAGAUGUUACAGGAGGGAAGAAUGUAGCACGCUGUGGACUCAAAUCAUCCUGAAAGCACAAGUUUAAUUUGCCCGAGUAAAUUGUUAGGGAUGCUCCGUGAAACAUGAAAUUAAUAUAAAUAUUAAGAAAACGUCACAGAUUUACAGGUGUUAGAGAAAAAAAAUAAUGUUUUUUUUAAAGUUUUCUCUUUAUUUUGUAUAUAUGUGGACUUUGUUUUUUACUAGUUAAUCAAAAAACAAUUGCACAGCAGAAUUAGCAGCGACACUUACUUGUAUGGGCGGGGUAUCUUUAUUUUAUUUUAUUUUGUACAUCACUAAUGACACAUAUUCAUCAGCCGGUGACAAUCAAGCAUCAUUGCAGUAAAACAAAGCUGCCUGCAAAACGUCAAAUGCAAAACACUGGACAGAAAAUGACAAUCAAAGCUGGCGGUGGAGGAAAUCAGAAAAGGAUAAACUGUGAAAUUACCGCAACACUACAACAGCAAAUGGCUUUAACAACCGUGCAUGACCAAAAACAAGCCGCUCUAGACAAUCAGCAACUCGCAGAAAACGAAGCAAGCGUUGUACAAAGAGAGUCUGAAUCUCUGCUCACUUUUCCUCCGACUGUCGGUUCCGUUGAUGCAUCUCAUAUGAAAAAUGUCUUUCAGCUCUUAUUUCUUUGUCUUUUCACUCGUUCACAUAAGUCCUUUGUGUUGUUUUGGUUGUCGUCGCGUGUUGUGUUAGUACUGUAUAGCUACCAAGAGUCAACCCUUUUGUGAAGGCCUUGGAUCCCUUUAAUGAAAAUAAAACUGUGUGUAAUGAG
Messenger RNA from Acanthochromis polyacanthus (spiny chromis), 3387 nucleotides. RefSeq names its product paired box protein Pax-6-like. Gene Ontology annotation, biological process: regulation of transcription by RNA polymerase II; anatomical structure development. Gene Ontology annotation, molecular function: DNA-binding transcription factor activity, RNA polymerase II-specific; RNA polymerase II cis-regulatory region sequence-specific DNA binding. The record is from RefSeq and is a predicted model, not a curated record. NCBI's taxonomy places the organism in Eukaryota, Metazoa, Chordata, Actinopteri, Pomacentridae.